CGAAGCCGCAGGACAGUACGGUUCGUGCAUGUACGUCAUUCACGUUCUGUGCAAUCGUCGGCGGGUUGUUGUCGCUCGUGCUUGAGAUCGCUCACAAAUCAUUUUUCCAGCCCAAGAUCAAGAUGGCGUCGACCCAGCCCAAGACGUACCAAUCAAUCGACGAAAAGUCGCCGAUCGUACCGCAAGGCCAAGAGGGGCAGUGGGCCACAGGUAUCUUUGGCUGCUUUGCCAAUAUGGUGCCCAACUGCUGCAUGGUGUUCUUCUGCCCGUGCGUCUCGCUCGCGCAGACCGUCCACCGCAUCGGGCUGGCCUCGUACACGCGCGCUCUGCUCCUCUUUGGCGUCCUCAUUCUCCUCGCCAACGUCCUUCCGACGGCCUUUCCGGACGUUGAGACCUGUCGCCUCGUGGACGGCCGCAAUGAGUGCGAACUGCAAUCGGCCUCGGGUUCGAUCCUCCUCGCAGUGUUUUAUCUCGUCCUUGCGGUUCUUAUUGCGCACGUCCGCGCCAAGGUCCGCGCCCUCUUCAACAUCGCCGGGUCCUUCUUCAAUGACUGCGUCUGCGCGCUUUGCUGCGGCUUCUGCACGAUCGCUCAAAUGGCGACGCAAACAAACUCGUACACGCCCAACGCCUGCAACUUUGGGCCCAAGGACACGCUUGCCGGCUACACCACAGUCUAAAACCCACCGCUUCCCUGGCGAUAGGCUACCCUAAUCAAUACAGCCACUGUGUCAAGCCACAAGCCCUCGGGCGUCCGAAGACGUUGCGUCGGCUGUCGCACGCAAGAGAUCGUAGGAUGUAGCAGCUCCCUCUCGAUCGUCCACCAAAUAGAGUCGUG
This is a messenger RNA of Saprolegnia diclina VS20, 835 nucleotides long. RefSeq lists its product as hypothetical. NCBI's taxonomy places the organism in Eukaryota, Oomycota, Saprolegniomycetes, Saprolegniales, Saprolegniaceae. The transcript has a single exon. Bases 123 to 677 code for a protein of 184 amino acids. The record is from RefSeq and is a predicted model, not a curated record.